UCGGUCAGCUACCAUAUGCGGCAACGGCAUCGGGUACGUCAGCUAUGGCUACGGCUAACAGGGGCGGAGAGGCUGCACAAAGGGCCCCGAGAUCGAGCGGUCCAAUCUGCAGGAAAGGGCAAAGGACCAAACGGACAUGAGAACCACCACCCCAUCUAUCAUACCCCCCACCCACCCACCUAGGUGGGGAAGCCGCCAGCCUACACGGCCAGUAGGUAGGUCACGCCGUGUGUCCCGUAGCCGAAGAUCGUCCGGAGCGUCUCGAGCCCCACGACGUCAUCCCUGCAGAUGAAUCGGGUGGUCCUCGAGUACUUCUUGCCAGCUUUCUGGCCAUCUGGAGCGGCGUGUCGCUCGCUGGUGCGGAUCAUGAUGUUGGCGGUCUCGGCAUCACCGGUGCCGCUCUUCUGCACUAUCAUCACGACGCCGAAGGGGUCACCUGCCGCGACGCCGCUGAGGAAUCAGAUUGUCGUGCUGAUGCCGAUGGUGCCGUGGGUGUUGGUGAUGUGCACGUCCUUGGCCACCCGCUGGAACGUCGAUGGUGUCUCGAGGAGGUGGGUCAUGUGCGCCCAGGCUGCGGGGUUCUGCGUAUGGCGGCGGCCAUGUGUCCGCCGGGAGAUGCUGACCUCGAGCACCAGCUUCCACUGG
Messenger RNA from Vitrella brassicaformis, 645 nucleotides. The record is from the annotation of a GenBank genome assembly. NCBI's taxonomy places the organism in Eukaryota, Vitrellaceae.